CAGGAACCAUAGACCAGGCACGCAAGCAGGAAGCCCUUUGACCUGGCUCCUUCCUCUUGCACCAGCAGCCUUGUUUUGCUAUAAUGAAAACACUUCCCCAAGUCCCUGUGGCUAAGAGAAGCAGAAGCAGCCCCAUGCAUGGGCCCUUUGUCAGGCUCCGACACCCACCGGAGAGCAGAACGGCGAGGCACAUGUGCUCCUCACCAUGCCCAUCUCCACCCGCCUGGUCCACUUGCCACCCUGCUCCCUGCUGCUGGUGCCAAUCCUGGUCUUCUCAGGAGCGUCAGAGCAGAGCAACAUGAGCGAGUGCCAGGUGCUGCAGCCCGAAGGCCCCAUCCUGGUGGCAGAAGGGGAGACCUUGCUCCUGAGGUGUGCCGUGGUUGGCUCCUGCAUGGACAAUAUGAUCAAAUGGGUCAAGGUGAGCACUCAGGAUCAGCAAGAAAUUUAUAACUUCAAACAUGGCUUCUUCCCUGGGGUGACGCCCAUGACCCAGCAGCUAUCAGAGCCACUUCAUUGCGAUUAUUCCAUCUAUAUCCACAAUGUCACCGGGGAACAUGCUGGAACCUACCACUGUGUGAGGUUUGAUGACUUGGAACUGAACGAGGGCACAUCGGUGCUUGUGAAGGGAUCUCGGGACCUCGGGCCAUACCUCCAGAUCAUCCAGCCGCAGGAGCUAGUGUGGGUCACCACUGGAGACACCAUCUCCCUGAACUGUACAGUGCUCGGGGAUGGUCCCCCCGGCCCCAUCAGAUGGUUCCGAGGGACUGGUCUGAACCGGGAGGCCAUUUACAACUUCGAAGGCAUCUCCCACCCUAAUGUGACAGCAGUUCGGGCCUCCAGCGACGACUUCAGCAUUCUCCUACAAGGCGUCUCCACUGAGGAUGCAGGCACCUACUACUGUGUGAAGUUUCAGAGGAAAUACAAUAAGCAGUUCCUAUCUGGACAGGGCACCAGGCUGAGAGUUAAAGCAAAAUCCACCUCUCUCCAAGAAGCAGAACUGGACAGUGAACAUGCAGCUGUGACAUUUCAGACAGGCCUCCUAUCUCUGCUCACACCUGUGGUCCUGGGGCUGAAGGCCGUGACCUUGGCAGCACUCAUACUGGCCCUGACAGUGCGCUUUAGGAGCUCUAGGCAAGAAGACUUCAAGACCCUAGGCCUGGCAGAGCUGUCCUAGCAUGGGGCAGAGUCUGGGGUGCCCCGACUCUUUCUCCACCUUUAAGAUUCUACCUAGAAGGUGUCCCUGAGCACUUCUGAGCUCACCCAGCCAGACCGCCUGUGCUACUCCAUGGACACCUCUCUCCCCCAUCCUCCCUUCUUUCCUCUCUCCCACACCCAUGUCUGGUUUGGGGGACGGGGGUGAUAGAAAGCAAGAGUAGCAAACUAAAGCUCUUGAAUAAUAGUUGCUUAAAUCAGGGGAAAUUGACUUCUCUAGUGCUAUCCGGCCAUAGGCAGGCCAGGUGACACAGGUGCUCCUUGAUACUGAGACUUAGAACUCUUUGAUCUUGGGGAUCAGCAAUUGGCGUAAUGGCUAUGUCGCUGGACUCCCACGUAGUCGACCAUGGUUCGAGUCCCAGACCCGGUGGCUUAAACUCACGCCAGACGCGUGUGCAUGCGUGCC
Tupaia belangeri chinensis (Chinese tree shrew) is the source of this 1618-nucleotide messenger RNA. RefSeq names its product signal regulatory protein beta 2 (gene SIRPB2). The transcript is spliced from 5 exons. NCBI's taxonomy places the organism in Eukaryota, Metazoa, Chordata, Mammalia, Scandentia, Tupaiidae. The coding region runs from base 206 to 1174 and encodes 322 amino acids. The record is from RefSeq and is a predicted model, not a curated record.